GCCCCCGACGCCUUCCAUCUGUUCGGCGGCGGCGCUGUCCCCGGCUCCUCCCCCUUGGCGUCCUCCUCACCGUCCAGGACGUCCCUCUCGCCAUCGUUCUCACCGUCCCUCUCGCCUUCCAGCUCAUCGUCGUCAUCUCUCUCGGCCGUCCAACUCGUCGUCCUUCUCGCCAGUCCAACUCGCCAUCCAGCUCCUUCUCCGUCUUGUGCUGCUCUGGCGACCUUCCCCUUCCACUAGCCGCUGCAAAGCACAGAAGUGCACAAUAGACUACAGACUGCACCGUCGAAUCAAGCAGCCAGAGGUAACACGAUAGUUACGAGCACGAGCUUGCAUGUCUUCGGCGGCCUUGUCGAUGCGUCAGUCAAGCAGCAGGAGAGAGAUGCCGGAGGCGGCGGCAGCGCCAAUCGGCCUGUCGUGGGCACCCAAGAUGCCUUCCCUGCCGGCAGCCUGCGGCAGCAGCAGCAGGAAGGGCUCGGCGCCGACCUCGAGCAUCGACGCGCAGGGGAGCCUCUGGAAGCCCAGCAACGAGCUCGUGGGCGGGCUCUUCGUGCCGCCGAGGGACCCGAGGAAGGUCAACAAGAUGGCGAGGAAGAACGUCAAGGACACCACCGGCAAGGGCUGGUUCGACAUGCCUGCGCCUACCAUUACACCCGAGUUGAAGAAGGACCUUGAGAUUUUGCAGCUGAGGCAUGUACUGGACCCUAAAAGGCAUUUCAAGAGAUCUGGUAAAUCCAAGGCCCUACCGAAGUAUUUCCAAGUGGGAACAGUUAUUGCGCCUGCGUCUGAGUUCUACUCAGGUAGGCUCACAAAGAGUGAUCAGAAAACAAACUUGGUCGAUGAGAUAUUAUCUGACCCAAAACUGAAGAACUACAGGAUGCGCAAGGUAAGGGAAAUUCAGGAGACACGGACGCCAGGAGGCAACCAGAAGUGGAAGAACAAGGGCAGGCAAACAUUCAAGAGAGCCAAGGAUAGGCGGAAAUAAGCUACACGUGGUGUGUUCUCCGUGUAUUGAAGCCAAUGAAGAAGCGAGAAAUGGAGCCAAACCAGAAAGACCUGAGCACAUUCAUAUUGCAGCCACUAGUACUGUCCUUGUGCCUGCAGUGUAAUGUAGCGAACGCAUGUUGACCGACAGCAUUUCCUUUCCUAUAUAUAUGUAAGCAGGUGUAACGUAACGUGAGAGAUGUUCGUUCCCAUACUUACUAGUAAUGUGAUCGGAGCUUGAGCCUUGAUGUAUUAUCCAAGCAUAUUUGCCGAGCAAAGUAUAUUUCUCAUCGUAAUGACGGAAUUUGAGUUUGGAAUGA
Messenger RNA from Lolium rigidum, 1301 nucleotides. Its product is annotated as rRNA-processing protein fcf2-like. The record is from RefSeq and is a predicted model, not a curated record. Gene Ontology annotation, molecular function: RNA binding. The coding region runs from base 332 to 982 and encodes 216 amino acids. Gene Ontology annotation, cellular component: nucleolus. The transcript has 7 exons. Gene Ontology annotation, biological process: RNA processing. NCBI's taxonomy places the organism in Eukaryota, Viridiplantae, Streptophyta, Magnoliopsida, Poales, Poaceae.